AUGGCCAAUGGACCGGAGUGGUGGCGAGAUGGCAGCAAGCGGAAGGCUCCCGAGGCCAUCGUCCCAAUCCCUCCUUGGGCUCGGGGCGUUGCGCUCAUCGGUAAACACGGCCGUGCGUGGGGGGCACUGGGAAGGCGGCCCCCAGCGCGCAGCUGCCGUCACUACGGCAGUCGGCGCGGCGAUGGCCGGCGGUCUGCUGCUGCUGCUGCGUGCCCGCGUCUGCGCAUAAAAACGAUGCCGCCGCCGCCGCUGCUCGGGACGCUGCUGCUGCUGCUACUCGCCCUCCUGCCCUGGGUCGCCUGCGCGCCCAAGGGCGAGAAGCCGAGCCGUGGCGGCGACGAUGUAGGAGAGGUGGCGCUGCGGGUGCGCGUGGUGGACGCGACGACGCAGCGCGCCGUGCGGCGCUGCGCCGUGGAGGUGCUGGCGGGCCGGCAGCAGGCGCUGGCGUGGGGCGUCACGGGGGAGGGCGGCAGCGCCACGCUCGCCCUGCCCUACCGGCCCGGCGCGCCCUACCUGCUGGCGGCCACGCACCCCGGCUACGUGCACAACACCGUGGCCUGGCAGCCAACCAAGCCCCCAGUGUUCUCGUCGCUGAGCGUCCAGCUGCUGCCGGAGCUGCCCGCGUCGCUGACCGUGUACGAUGACACGAUCGUCAUGACGGGACAGACGAAGAGCGCGGCCUUCCAGCCCAGCGUGCAGCUGCCGGUGGCGGCGCUGGAGCUGCCGGGGAACGCGACGCUCCGGCAGCUCUCGGCGUUCCUCACCGUGGCCGUCGCCGACUGGGAGCUGCGCAGCUUCCCGCACAUGCUCGGAGUCGAAGCCAACGCCACGGGCAACGGCAGCCACGUGGAGCUGAAGCCGGUGUCGGCGGCGCGCCUCCGCCUGGCCACGGAGGAGGGCGCCGAGGUGGAGGCCACGGGGCCCGUGCAGCUGCGCCUCCCCUUGCCGCCUCGCUCCACACUGCGCGAGCUCGACACCGUCCCGGCCUGGAACUACGACCGCCGCGUAGGGGCCUGGCGAGAGGCCGGGCUGGGUCUCGUGACGCGCCAGGGAGGCGGCGACCUCGCGUGGUGCUACUCCGCAACGCGCCUCGGCUACUGGGCAGCGGCCUUCCCACCCCAACCUCCGGUUGGGUUUCUGCCAGGAAUCAUGCUACACAUCUCCAACUACCACACCAUGCUGCUGCUGGCCAUUCUGGGAGGGAUGGCCCUCAUCCUCCUUGGCCUCUUUCUCGUGCUGAUUUGCUACUGCAGGAGGCGAUGCCGGAAGAGGCGGCAGCAGCAGCAGAGGCGCAAGCUGGCCGCCAGCACCGCGCUGGAGAACAGCAAGAAGGACCAGUCGACGUCCAUGUCGCACAUCAACCUCAUCAGCGCGGUGCACAUGGAGACCAUGUCCUCUGCCGGCGAGACCGACGUGCACACGCCCAUGCUUAAGCCGGGCUUCGCGGCACAGCCGCGCGACUUUGCCAGCUCACGGGGCGGGGGCGGGGUGGGGGACGAGCUCCCGCGGCACAAGGUGACGCGGGAGCUGUCGUCGCGCACGCGCAGCACCGCGUGCCGCGACUCCACCGACACGCUGCCCGGCUCGCGCGAGAAGUUCCACCGCUCCACCGACACGCUGCAGCUCACGCCGGCGCACUCCGAGCUGCUGCUGCAGAAGACGCCGGAGAAAUUGGGGGAGGCGCCUUUCAGGCACCUGCACCGCGAGGAGCAGUACCGGCGCAGCACCAGCUCGGACCAGCCCUCCGUCGACGAGCACUCGGCGGCCGGCAAAGUGCCGCAGGACCACCAUCACCACCAACACCACCAGCGUGGCCCCAGCCUGCAGCGGGCCGAGCUGCAAGAGGCCAUCGCCGCUGACAAGAAGUCGGCCGACAACCUGAUGUCGCGGUCCGUGGAUGCUUUGGCCCGCCCGGUGAACCUGCCGGGGCAGGUGACGGGGCAGCUGCUGUGCUACAGCUCGGUGGACCAGAUGAACGACCCGCGCUACCACAAGAUGAUGCAGCACACACUGGUCAUCCCCGCGCACUACGUGCAGCUGCAGCAGCAGUACAUGCUGAACCCGUCCGAGUCGGAGGGUUCCAAGCAGCAGCAUCAGUCGCAUUCGCAGCACCAGCAGUACCAACAGCACCACCAGCACCAUCAGCAUCAGAUGCAGCAGCAGCAGCAGUCGCAACAGCAGCAGCAGCAGAUGUACCCGCAUCCACAUCACCCUCUGCAGCAGCAACAGCAGCAGCAGCAGGAGUCUCCCCGUACAGAGUCCGAUCGCGAGGAGUCUCCGCACAUGGCCGAGUCGAUCUCCAUCCCCGUGACCCUCAGCGAGGCGGCCAUGUCGAAGCUCAACAUGGAGAUCCAGGGUCUGACAGAGAAGCACCUGCUGGACCUGGGCGACCUGAAGCCCAUGAAGCACCCACGCGCCUGGUUCAUCUCGCUCGACGGCCGCUCAAACUCCACCGUGCGCCACUCCUACAUCGACCUGCAGCGCUCUGAGCGCUCCGGCAGCCAGGACGCAAGCCUAGACUCGGGAGUCGACGUUGGAGAGAGCUCCAAGCCCGGCCGCAAAAUCUCCGAGGAGGGGAGGCAGCGCCACCAGUCGUGCGGUAUCGGCGGAGGUGGCGGCGGUGGCGGCGGUGGCGGGGCCACCGGACUCGGCGGUGGCGGCGGCGGCGUCGCCGGAGGCACCGUAUACACGCGUCUGCUGUUCGCCGGUGACCGUAGCGAGAGCGAGACGGCCGUGUGCACGCCCGAGGACAGUUCGCUGAAGCCCCUGUUGAGCGGAGACUCCCGUCGCGAGGACACGCUGGCGCUGAGCCCGGACGACGACGACGAGGACGACGACGACGACGACACCGACGCGCAAAUGCCCACCGAGUACCUGUCGCACCUGCAGAGCCCGCCCGAGUACCACCACGGCGGAGGCAAGGGCCACGGCGACUACAUGGUGCAGACGACGGAGGGCGAGUACGGCGGCGAGCGCAGGAAGAACUCCUCCUCCUACGGCAAGGAGCAGCCGCUGGGCGCCGAGUACGCGAGCGAGCCGCGUCCCGCCAAGGCCGAGCCGCAGCAGGCGCACCCGGGCGUCAAGCACCAGGCCGGCGAGUUCAGCAAGCUGCGCCGGCCCACCGACUUCAGCGGGAAGAUGAAGCGCGCACCGCGCGAGCAGCAGCCGCCGCGCUCGCCCGACGACGGCAGCGAGGACGACCAGGGAGGCGACAAGAAGAGUCCCUGGCAGAAGCGCGAGGAGCGGCCGCUCAUGGUGUUCAACCUCAAAUGAUCGCCCGGGAGAGGGGGAGAGGAGAUGGGGGCAGGAAGGAUGAGAGGAGGAGGAGGAGGAGAAGGAGGAGAAGGAUGAGCAGGAGGAGUGCAGCGGAAGGGCCCCCAGCAAGCCCUUUGUGUCCUUAGCUCUUUCACUUUCACAAACUGCAGCUGAUUUGUUUAAAAUCUGUACCAUUAUUUCUUCUGGUUUUGAGUUACAUUGCCAACUAUUUUAAACCGGUCAAUAGUAUUCUCGUUUUGUGUGCAGCUGUUGGCAAGAAGGGGUGACGUCGUAUGAAUGCAGUCAUGGGAAUUGUGGUGUUUUAGCCACGUACUCCCUGCCACUGCAUGGCACCUGCGACACCAAGCCAGUAAAAUCCCACUCCACUUGCAGCUGUGUCAAAGCUGCUUUCGCCAAUUACCUGUCCUGUUCGUAUAAUUUUCGAAACAAUUUAAGCCGUUCAGUAAUGCUCAUCCCGUUUAGAUCGUAACAAAUCUUGAUUUGUUGUGUCACCAGCCAUUUAAAUAAACAGCAAAACAAAUUUGGCAGGCUCUUCGGGGGCAACAUGGGGGCACGUGGAUGGAUGUACGGAUUGCUGAAGUCAAAUAUAAGCACACGGGACACCAAGCAGGAACGUAUUGUCAGAUUUCUAAUUCUACUUUUGCCGAGUGCAGCAGCGUAAGUCGUAAAGGAGCAUGGGUUUGUAGAUAAAGUGUGUAAAGAAUCGUAGAUGACGUGAUGAAAGGGAGUGUCGAGUGUGCAGAUUCAGGGACCGUGGAUUGAUAUCGAUCUGAUGCUUCGUAUCUAUUUCCCAGCGUAAAGACACGAUUAUAAUUUAGCUUUUACGGACAACAAUGCCACUUAACGCAUAGUUUUGACUGCCUGCGUAGCCAUCGUAGGAGUGUUGUGUAAAUUGUUCUUUCGUAAUUGAUGUGUGGUGUUUUUUAAAUCCAUCGAGGCCAAUGCUGUAUAUGCAUUAUGUCUAAUGUAACCAAUUUUGUAGCCCGUCACUUGGGACAUUUUUUUGUUAAUUGUGCUUUUGGAUAUUUUGCUAUAUUAGCAUUGAGCGCACAAGACACAGCUUUGGUGUUAAGUUUAGCACAAAGAUUAUUAUUUCAAGCUUAUUUAACUCUACUGUACCUUGAGCUUCUGACUAAAGAUUGCGUUGUAUAAUUACAGUGCUGUUCCAUGAUGCAGCCUUGUGGGUGGCUUUCGUUUCUCCGACGCUGACGCAUUGCUUUUAUCGUGCAAAAUUUCUGCUCUAUUCUUAAGUGAUUUGGCGUAAUUAUUCCCGGGCCCGCAGUACGUCGGGCGCGUCGCUUGCGAGCAUGGCAAACAGUCUCCCGAGAACGGUAUAGCCCUCGACUCCCUUCUUCGGCCUGGUGACGGUCAUCGCCGAAACAUAAACAGUAAGAGGUAAAAAUGAUAAAAUAGAUGGCGAUGGUCAGUAGAAUUCAAGCACGCAACUACAUUCGGCUACGUCCACUCAUCUGCUCCUUCGAUGACCCGGACCAGUGUUGAUGCUCAUCAAUGAGCUCAAACGGAAUGUUAAACGAGUUCGUGAAUCUCCAUAUGAGCUUUGGGCGGUGCCCAUAUCUUGCCAGUGCUAAACCGGCAGUAGAGAUUCCACAUUUCUAUGGCUGGGAUCAAUUUAAAUGUACUUAAUUAGUAAGAGACCCAUAGUGUGAUCCAUUAUUACUGCCCUUAACCCAGAAUACAAUGUUUUUACAGAAUACAUAUGAUGAGGCAGAUUUCAUUUGGCUAUUUUAAUUUCAACAAGGUUUGAUUGAUCCUCUGCAGUUCUGUGGUUGGAAUCGUUUAUCAGUUCCAUGUAGGAUAACGGUACCAACUGUAAUUUUCAGAGCAACGCUAUAGCCACGGUGGCCAGCUUGAUUCGGCGAAUCGUACAUGGGGUGACAAUGGUGGAAAACGAUGUGAAUCUUCACACCAACAAAACCCCAGGCCUCAACCAUUUGGAUUAUUUCCGGUAGAAUUGUUUUGGGGGGACGGGACAAUGUUUUGCUUUGCACGAAGCAUACAAACGUGGACACUCAUAACAAAACUAUAUAGGUAAUAUUUACAUUGGCCAUUCACAAGAUCUAUGCGUCUUGUAUAUGAAUUCGAAGAUAAUUUGCUAAAAACACCGAUCUAUCUUGUUUCUCCUGCUUCAUGUUAAUCCAUUGCAUGCUUUCAGGAGUAUACACACAGCGGUGUGGGGGUAGGUUUUCUUUUAUAAAUGUGAGCCAAACUUUUGGGCAUCACUUUCCCAACAAGGAUUUAUCAUGAAAAAUAGGCCUCAUGUGGUCUCGCGACAGCAACGCAAGAGGCCUAUUUUGGUUCAGCUUGUAGAAUAUACGACCGUGAGACUGCAAACAUUUUUUUUUAAAACACAGUAACACUGAAACCGUCUAAUUGAGAGCUUUUCCAAAAGAUUGUGCACUUGUGGAACUAUUGGCGACUGCUGGAUGGGUUGAUUUGAACUUUACACAAGCCUGUAAAGCCAUACAAUUGAGGCAUCCCCAAAUGCUUAGUGUAAGAUGCAAUUGACAUUGAGCCCAUCGGAGAGCACACCUCCAAAAAUCGUGAAUAUUGCUAAAGUGCCUUUCCCUUGCCAUGUACUGUAUACCCAAGGUAUGUUACAUCUCGACUAACAAAAUACCUUUCAAUGUUUUUUUUUGUUUUGUCGACAAGUUAAUUUGUUUGCACGCACAUCGCAUUCAAAAUGUGACAUGAUCUCAGAUGUAAAAUAGUUUACGUACAAACAUAAAUGACCAGAAUUUUAAGAGCUAGUGAUUGCAUUCAGUAGAGAUGAGUGUUUGCAUGCCGCGUGUUAUGGGUCGCGUUGGACUGGACUGGUUGCAAGUUUGUGCUGUCGUAUUCGUACGCUCCGAUGCUCUCUGGCUUUCGUAUUUAUUCAUUUUCCGCUUCUUUUCACGUGCUUAGUGAAGGGGUCUAACAUUGCCCGCUCUGCCUGUUUACAAACUUUAUGAUACAUAGCCGCAGAGUUUUGUCCGUGCAAUUUUUAGUGUGUGAGUAGAAAAACGUUGUGGAAUAAAAACUAAAACUUACAAUAUAUUCAAUGUUGCGUGGCCACUCUUUAUGUUUUCAAAAG
Molecule: messenger RNA, 6367 nt
Organism: Lethenteron reissneri (Far Eastern brook lamprey)
Lineage: Eukaryota; Metazoa; Chordata; Hyperoartia; Petromyzontiformes; Petromyzontidae
Product: protein FAM171A1-like
Source: RefSeq, a predicted model, not a curated record